UUGCCGCAAACGCACUCGGCAGGGAUCAUCACUUCAGAGAUCAACAAGCCCACCAAACCUGCGACGAAAAAGGCGCCGUCGAAGACUCCGUCAGCAGAGCCCAAGAAGCAGGGCCGCAUCGUUCUGCGGACUACGAAGAGAAAGCAUGAUGAUGAGGUCGACAUACAAGAUGACAAACGGCAGAAGCAGGAUGUGCCACCAAGACCCAUCUCCACAACGCCUAUUCCUCUCCCACCGAUACCAUCUCGGCCAAGUUCUCGUUUGUCGCCAACGAAGACGAUUGAGUCUGCGGGUCUUGCUUCCGGCCCCGGUUCUGCCAAUGAUUCCGCGUUGGCACCAUUUGGACCUGGUGGCGACGGACUUGGAACUGAUCAUGACCAAAACUUGUCGAUCACGUCCAGUACACAGCCAGAUGUUCCCAACGUCACAGCUACUAUCAGCAGCAGCCAAUGUAGCAGUCGAGUGACGAGGGAUCCUCCGGAACAUGAUGAAUACCAAACUAAGACAACACAAUGCAGCAACCUUAACGGCAGUCAACACUGUCAGGCGGAACAUGCAUCUCCCUGCACUCAACCCACAGCAGUCAGAGAAACCGAGGAGGUUGUGGCACAACCAGCGGCUCAACCCGACGUCGUCGUCGCACAAAAGCCCGUUCCGCCCAAGGCUGAUGACUCAGAACUGUUCAUCACAAGGUCGAUGCUUCUAUGGGAGGCAACCCAGACGGGCGAGGCUGGCUACCGACGAUGGGCCAAGAACCCGAAGUCUAAUGACCAUGGCCAGCAGGUGGUAUGCGACAUGAUGCGAAACAUCGAGAAGUCAGUUGCGGCGGCGAUAACUUGCCACGGACCGACAGUGCUGGAUCCCACUUUGAUCGAGAAGCUAAUCGCGAAGAUGUACAUGAAGUAA
This is a messenger RNA of Colletotrichum karsti, 906 nucleotides long. RefSeq lists its product as uncharacterized. The transcript has a single exon. The record is from RefSeq and is a predicted model, not a curated record. Lineage: Eukaryota; Fungi; Ascomycota; Sordariomycetes; Glomerellales; Glomerellaceae.